CAACGAGUCGAGGGCCGAGUCGCCAUCACAGACCGAUCAGGUGUCGUUGCUUCUCCUCCCAACAGCCCCGUAUGGCGCAGGUACAAGCUAUUUCUGGAUUCGUGGAUAUAGAUUGCUGCUCGUCUGGCGUGCCGUUGGAACAGAUAGGAGCUUCAUUGGCUGCGAGAUGAGGCCAGUGCUCGGACGCCCAUUUUCGCAGACACACGCAAUCUGCGCGUGAGGACGGCCCGCGAUGAGCCCAUCGACCGCACUUCGCGCGGGUGGGCCAGCGAAGGCCACCGCCCGCCCACAAGCCUACGCCCUCCUGGCCGUGUCGCUCCUCUCCACCAUCCUUUUCUCCCACAUUAUCGGUACGCUCAAGGGCAAACAGGCGGACCGUAUGACGGCAUUCGACUUCAACAUGACGGUGUCGUUGCUCACCCUCCUGGUUAUGCCUGGGCUCACGACCACAGUCGCAUCCAUACUGGCCCUAUUGAUCGUCUCUCACAUGACGCUUCCAUGGCAGACCUUCGAAGCGCGCCUGCUCCGAGCCGGGCUUCUCUUUCCCAUCACGGCCUACCUCAUCUUUCACAUGGCCACAGACCCCGCACACACCUUGGGAAACAACAUGCGUGAUCUUUGCUUUGGCACCAUGGCUUGGAACCUCAUCGCAAAGACCCUCGAUGUCAACCUCGUCACCCUUUUUGACGAUCACGCACCCCGAUGGUGUGUGCCCGAUUGGGACAAGGAGAGGUCGCUCCUUGCCUCGAAGAGCGAUACUAUCACAGAGAACAAAGAAAAGCUAGAGACAAAGAAAGGGAAGAAAGUCUCGGACUCUCGGCCAUGGCCUUGCUUCAGCAACUCGACCUUUUCGCUCCAGAAAAGACCCUUGUGGGCCUCCCGUGAUUACGUUCCCGUCCAUUGGAUGCUCGUCGACCCACCACAGCGCCUCUUUUCGAUGGACCGACUCCUCUGGACGAUUGACGUUCUCGUCUUACGGAGGGUCGGCACCAGUCUGAUCUUUCCCGAACACAUGCGCGCCCUCGAAUGGUCGCAGCGGCGCCUCGAGUCCACAGGCCGCGUUCGCUAUCACCGUCAGCCAAAUUCUCGAUCAGACCUCGUCGCCAGGCCAACACAGGCCGACUUGCAGCGGGAAGUCUCGUUCGGGCAGGUACCCGUGCCGCUGUGGCGGGCUAUCAUAGAAGCGUGCGUGGCCCGCUAUGCCGUCACUAAACUCAACGCCUACCACUUUCCACUGCCCGUCGACCAAGGAACAUUUUAUAUGCUGUCUCUCGGCGAGCAGUAUCUCUUUGCCUUGUGCGUUGGCAGCCAGAUUGCAUUCGGCGCCAGCCUGCCAGACUACGUGUCUGUCAAGGCCCUCCGACCCCUGGUACCCGUCACGGCCAAUCUCACGUCGUUUUCUGCACCCGCGAGCGCUACUUCGCUCUCGGAUCUGUGGGGCAAUAGAUGGCACACAUUCUCUCGUAGAGAUCUGUGGAGGAUUGCCUCGCUCUUGUUUCCCUUUGGGUCAACCAGGGUGGGCAAUGUCGUGGGUGCCUUCUUCUUCAGCGGCGUCUUUCACUCGCUCCUUUUCCUCCGUGCUCUGCAACCAAAUCCAUUCUGGUCCGGUUCGAUUUGGACCGACGUGCAGAAGUGGCUCCCUGUUUUCUUUCAGCCCGGCAUUGUAGCAUUCUUCACCGCUCACGGCUUGAUCUGCGUCGCCGAGCGACUCAUCCUCGAUUCGCGCCACCCAACCCUCGUGGGCCUUCGAGAUGCGUACGAGCGCCACCUGCCGGCCUGGUUGCGACAGGCGCUUGGAAUCCUGUAUACAUGGACCAUGCUCCUCUACACGGCCCGCUGGGCAGCUGCCGAUGCCAUUCAGACUGGCGUCCUCACGCGCGAAAACACCCACUCGCUCACGAUGGGAGCCAUGUGGGCCGACGUGCAAGCGUAUUUCUCCUCGCCCUCGUCGACCAAGUGAGAGAGUUAUUCUCUCUUCUUCCUCCUUCCCCUCUUCCUUCCUCUUAGGCCUCCUCUACCUUACAAGUCAAUGCCUGUUAUUCGUGUCUUGAGCUACAGAUCCUCCUGUGAAGUGGACCCAAUAGAAAUCAACGAACAUUGAUUAGAGGG
Messenger RNA from Acaromyces ingoldii, 2109 nucleotides. RefSeq lists its product as hypothetical. Gene Ontology annotation, biological process: lipid metabolic process. The record is from RefSeq and is a predicted model, not a curated record. NCBI's taxonomy places the organism in Eukaryota, Fungi, Basidiomycota, Exobasidiomycetes, Exobasidiales, Cryptobasidiaceae. The transcript is spliced from 2 exons. Bases 233 to 1960 code for a protein of 575 amino acids.